CGACAUCGCAGGCGACGGACUCGUCCCUCGAAAGUGUGCCAGGAGCGCGUGCGCGCGCCUUCAAGCAAGCAGUCGUAGCGUACGUUGCAGUGGGGGGCUGCACGUCGACAUCGCCGGUCAGGCGCUGGGUCAGCCGAGUCGGCGUGCUUCGAGCCUCCUCAGAUUUCCUCGACUCUGUUAUUAAGCGUGAAACUCCUUUCCCGGGCGCAGUUUCGCUUUCAUAAACACUCGCUCCCGCCGCUAGUUUCGGUUUAUUCGAAGCUUUUCCGAGAACUGCGCGCGCAUCUGAGCGUCCAACACCUGCCUUAUCACGAGCUUCGCGUUCCUGACCCACCCCGUCAUUACCAUCGAGUGCUUUCAACAGGUGUGCAGUCUUUAUUUUUUUUUCACUCUGUUCCUCUCUCGGUAAAACGCCAGAGAAUACUGGACGGCGCUGGUGGUUUUCGUCCGUGUGGUCUGGAGUUCGUCGACGGCUUCUGAUAUCACCGCAGCAGCCGGGCCUGCUUUAUCUCGUUCCGGAACACAAGACAAGGCGUCGUCGAAUGCCGAUGACGCUUCCAGGGUAUCCACCUUGAGAGGAGAGAAAAAGAAAAGAAGAGGAAAGAAACAAAAACACGCAGACUUCCCGUUUUUGUGGAAGACAGCGGGAACGCGCCGUGCCCAGCAAGCGUGGAGUAGCCGGCGGCUGUUAUGCCGGCGAACUCGGCGCUGUUAUGGCUUCGCAGUGCGGUGACGUUGAUACUGCUGUUGAUGUUGCUGCCGGAAUUGCCGUGGAUUAACACCGCCGUCCUGGCAGAGACGACGAGGGAGUCUGUGCCAGUGGUCAAGGGCGAGCGCGGCCAGGACACGUGGCUGCCGUGCGACGUGGACUCGGAGCACGACGACAGCCCCGCCAAGGUGCUGUGGUACGCGCCGGCGACGGCCGCCAACUUCAGCGGCGGGGAGCGCACGCCCUUCUACAUGGUGGAGGACACGCAGCGCAGGGGCAUCUGGAACGGGCAGCACGCCAUCGGGGUCCACUGGGCCGGCCGGGCCUCGUUUUCGGUGUCCCGCUCGCCGGCCGCGCUGCGCCUCUCGCGCCUCGAGCUCUCCGACUCCGGCGCCUACCUGUGCACGGUGGCCUUCCACGGCGGGGCGCAGCGAAACUCCACCGUGCGACUCGUCGUGGGCGUGGCCCCCAGUGUGCCUAUCAUCAUGACGUCAGCAGGCACAGCGGUUGAAGGCACCAUAGGACCGUUCAUGGUUGGCGAGUCACUGAGUCUCGUCUGCUUAGUGGAGAAAGGCGUGCCGGUGCCCACGGUGACGUGGCGUCGCGACGGUGCCGAGCUGAUGCGUGAGACGGACCCCGGCUCACGUGACCUCGACGGCGUGGUACGCAGCUCCAUCGUCAUCGACACCUUGACGCGCGAUGACCUACUCAUGGAGCUGAGCUGCGAGACCAGCAACAUCAUUGGCGGACCCUUCGAGGCGUCCGUGCUCGUCGACCUGACGCUACCACCUGUAUCGGUCAAGAUACUUGGUACGCAUCGGACUUUUGAAGUCGACGUCUCUGCGGAGUUUCGCUGCGAAGUAGUGGGGUCGAGGCCUCCGCCAAAGGUGUCGUGGUGGCUGGACGAGCAGCGCUUGGAGCCGUUCCUGACCGAGGAGAAGGCCAACUCGACGACCACGUCACUGCUGCUCGUCCUCACGGCUCGCGCAGACAAGGCGACGCUCACGUGCCGCGCGCUCAACACGCGGCUGCUCGGGGAGGUGUGGGAGGACACGCUGCUGCUCAACGUCUACCACGCGCCCCACGCGAGCCUAUCGCUGGGCCAAGGGCUGCACCUGGAGCGCAUCCACGAAGGACAGGACGUGUACCUGGAGUGCGCCAUCCGGGCCAACCCGUGGAUCAGCGACGUGCUGUGGACGCUAGACGGCGAGCCGCUUGAAGACGUCGCCCUCACCGCCGCCACGCAGAACGGCUCCUCCUUGGCGUCCGCGACCGUGCUGGCGGCAUCCGGGGGCCCGGGGUUCACCCCGCAGCCGCAGACGCACGUGCUCCUGCAGGAGCAGUACCUGGUGCUGCGCAACGUCACGUCCAAGUUCACCGGCAGCUACGCCUGUCACGUCCGCAGCGCGAGGGGCGAAGCUGUCAGCAACUCGCUCGACCUCCGUGUCCAGUAUGCACCACGCUGCAGAAAAGGGAUGCAGGAAGUGUUUCGGUACUCGACGUCUCGUGAGGAGCUCUCCAUCCCGUGCGAAAUGGACGCCGACCCAGAAGACCUCACUUUCCACUGGAUUAUGAAGAACAACUCAGAGGUGCGAGACCUUUUGACAUUCACGACCAACGGUAGCCGGAGCGUGGCUCGAUACAAGCCGGCCGUCGCCACAGAGUUCGUGUCGCUCGUCUGCUGGGCCAACAACUCGGUGGGAUCGCAGAGGCAACCCUGCACCUACUUCGUCGAGCCACACGGUGCCCCGAAGGCGCUGUCCGGCUGCGAGGUGGUGAACCAGGCGAUGACGUGGUUCUUCGUGCGCUGCUCCGAGGACGACUCCGAGGACCGGCCCGUGGGCCAGGAGUGGUACCUGCUCGAGGUGUUCCACGCGGACACGGGCGCCCCACUGGGCAACGUGAGCGCCCGCGGCCGGCCCGUGUUCCACGUGGACGACAUCCCGCCGGCCACCGAGUGCCUGGCCCUCGCGUACGCCGUGAACGAACGCGGAGGGCGCUCCGAGCCGGCGCGCGUCGUCGUGCAGGCGAUACCGCCGCCUUCCAAGUUGCUCACCAGCGGAGCCGUGCCGUCCGAAGCGAAGAACACGGCGCACCUGCUGGCGCUCACCGUCCUACUGCUGCUCCUAAGGCAGGCCUCGCUAUCAUGCAACUCUGGAUGUUCAUCCAAAUGCCACUACAGCUGCCUCGACAUCAGGUGAUCGACGUCGGCCCGGAUAAGCGACGCCGCGAAGCGCCUCUAGCAAAAAGGAACCAAGCCAAGGAACAAAGAAGGAGCGAGCGCAUUGCCCAUCGUGACGACACCGCCAGCCACCGUUCGACGUGUAUCAAGCGUCGUUCGCUGAGCCCGUUUAGAGAGAUAGUAUAGGGAAACAGUGACACACACUGGCGAUGGUGACCCGUGCCUAGCCCGUGACGAGAACGCUCGACGCCGCCUCAGAACUGUGUUGUGUGUGCCUUAUACGUGGUUAGGAGGACGCCGCGCUGUGAUUGGUGCGGACCUGGCGGUGUAUGUGUGUGCGCGCUGCUCCGUCAUCCCCGUUUUCUUUGCUCCUCUAUUUUUUUUUUGUCUCUAUUUCUCUCGAUUGCGAGCGCCCAGGGCGAGUGGAUGGAAGUUGCGCCGUUGUGUUUGUAGCGGUAAUUGGAUGCGAUGUGCAGCGGAGCGGCGUGAAACAGAGGGCACCGCCUCAGGCUGCGGUGAGGUGGCGCCUGCGUUUCUCGGCAGAAAUAAUUGACGUUGAAAGUGGUUCGGUGUAGCCUUCGGCAGAUUUUUCUCCGUAGGUCUACUGGUUGUACCCAGGUCCGACUGGACUUGUUGGCCAGCUACAGUCAGGAAUGCAGCGCAAUCGCUGACGGUUCUGUCAUUCGUGCGCUGCGAGCCGGUCUGCACGUCGUACGAAGCCUUGCAGAGCUAAUCGUGUGUUCUAAAUGUUGAGUAGUAAUCAACAUUUGAGCUUCAGCAAGUGCAGUCAAGUUGCAUAAAAAUGACUAGCUAGCACAAAAGAAAUCUGAGCUAUUCAUUUGAAGCUUCGAUGUUUUCAGCUAACCUCGCGUGAAGGAGCACAAGCAGGCAAUAGCUCCCACCAACAGUUUCAGCGGACCACCUCCUCUUCUUAAUGAAGCAAUGACAUUUAUUUUUCCGGUAGAAAGCUGUUUAAAUUGUGGGAGGGGUGCAAAUUCAGUUAGGACAGCUCAUAAAUUACUUUAAAUUACCCCAAUGUAUCUACAACAUAAAGAACGUUUCCGAACAUUUUACUUAGUUUUCGGCGCCAUUAUAGCGUGAUCGUAAAAAUAAUAGAGACUAUAUUUUAAUGGAGCCAAAGCGACUCAAUGUAUAUAACGCGCUAGAUGUAAUGUGUAUAAUUAAUGUUGCCGAACCAAACUACGGUUAGAUCUCUCUAAUAACGAUGCCAACGUGUGACUCUUCCCAUUUGAGGUAGAGUUUCAAACGCAUGGGGAAUUCGUCUUAGUCAUACAAGACAUUUUUAUCGAAAGCCGUGCCGUGACAUCUUCCUGAUAUUGACAGGAUAUGUGUAAAUCGAGCGUUAUCCUGGUUGCCUCCAAUUGUUACAGUACUUGGGCAU
This is a messenger RNA of Dermacentor albipictus, 4293 nucleotides long. Its product is annotated as neural cell adhesion molecule 1-like. NCBI's taxonomy places the organism in Eukaryota, Metazoa, Arthropoda, Arachnida, Ixodida, Ixodidae. The record is from RefSeq and is a predicted model, not a curated record.